Messenger RNA from Rotaria sp. Silwood1, 207 nucleotides. Lineage: Eukaryota; Metazoa; Rotifera; Eurotatoria; Philodinida; Philodinidae. The record is from the annotation of a GenBank genome assembly.
AUGGAACGAAAAAAAUUAUCAAUAAUAUCACCAGCUAAAGUUGAAGAAAAUGAUGAGCUUCAUCUAGUUAUUAUAAAAACAGAUUUUGUUGAGGACAGUUCGUUACGAAAAAAGAAUUAUUUAUUCGAUGGCUAUUUACCAUAUGUUGCUCAUGGUAAACAUGCACAAAUUUGUUCACAACCUGUUCAUGCUUCAACAGAUAGAUAA